This is a messenger RNA of Fonsecaea pedrosoi CBS 271.37, 2199 nucleotides long. RefSeq names its product polynucleotide kinase 3'-phosphatase. Gene Ontology annotation, biological process: DNA repair; regulation of transcription by RNA polymerase II. Gene Ontology annotation, molecular function: polynucleotide 3'-phosphatase activity; transcription coregulator activity; double-stranded DNA binding. The transcript is spliced from 9 exons. Gene Ontology annotation, cellular component: mediator complex. NCBI's taxonomy places the organism in Eukaryota, Fungi, Ascomycota, Eurotiomycetes, Chaetothyriales, Herpotrichiellaceae. The record is from RefSeq and is a predicted model, not a curated record. Bases 1 to 2199 code for a protein of 732 amino acids.
AUGCACGAGUUUGCUCUCUACGGCCAAGUGCGCAAGCAUGACCACCGUCGAAUGCUCCAGCAACUAGCCGGAUUCUCACGUAUGCAACCCCAAGAUGCCAAAGAGAUCCACCUGGUCUUCAAGGCGCGCCAGCCUCCUGGAGUCGAUCUCGUCCAGUCGAUUGGUGCGUCUCAUUUGGCCAGCCAGCAACAGCAGGACAUGCAGCGUGUUAAGAACAUGCUCAAUGCCGGUCUCUACUAUGUCCAACUAGUUGGUGAGGUUUCGUCGGAGAAACAGCCUAGACUUGCGGGAAAUGGCGACGUGACCAUGGCAAAUGGCAAUGGUGGCCAAAAUCCACAAGAGUCAAGGAUGAGCUGGUCGUUUGAAUUCAAGGACACUCCGGACGCGGGCAAGCAGGCAGUGAGCUCAAGGCUGAUAUCCAGGACGUCAAUGACUGACGGCGACUUUGUCAAGUUUCUCGACCAGUUUGGCUAUGACUACGUUUCUCGCUACAUGGUUGUUGGGUCAAGGUUCUAUGAUCACGAUACCACCAUUUUCCUACACAAAGUACUACAACUCCCCCAAAUAGCUGCAGAUGAAGCUAUCUCCGACAGGUCGUUCUUAUCGAACAUUGACCAGCUCCCCGAGCUGGAUAGCUCUGGUGGAUAUGCCCUCCAGGCAUCGAUUGAUGUGGUUGAUGGAAACAACCCAGAACUUAAAGAACGAGCAACUAGGCAACUACUGGCCAUCAAGGAAGCGUUGAGGCAGGCAGUCGAUCUGUCACCAGGCGACAGAUUGGCGCUGGAUACGCGGCUACCUAUCACUUCACGUCUCUUCAUACGGUCCUACACCAUGAAACGAUCAGCCCCUCCCCAGGCUGGCUCUGUCUCCCCACCCCUGAUUAGGCGUAAAAUCGAAUCGGCUACAACCAGCAAGGCUGUGGCUAGUUUCUUCAAACCAGCGUCGCAAAAAGAACCGGAGAAACUCGUGUGGCGGACCGUUAACCACAGCCUCAUCAUUGGCCAGUACAACGUGCCCCAGAAACCACCUCAACCACGGACACUUCCUGUCAAGAUUGCAGCCUUCGACCUGGAUGACACUCUCGUGACUCCCAAUUCUGGAAACAAAUGGGCGAGAACUGCAGUGAGUUGGAAGUGGUGGGACCCAUCAGUCCCUGGCCGACUGAAAUCUCUCCACGAUGAUGGCUAUCUCCUAGUCAUUCUCAGCAACCAGUCAGCCAUCAGUCUAAAAGAUAAUCCCAAAACGCUCAAAAAGGACAUGGCCAGCCUGGCAAACUUCAAAAACCAGGCCAGUUCAAUUCUGAAACAACUCGACCUACCAGUCAGUAUCUACGCCGCAACGGGCCAAGAUCGAUACCGCAAGCCUCGAGUAGGGAUGUGGGAGGAGAUGCUGGAAGACCACGAUCUUCACGCAGACGGAGCAGUGGACAUGGCACACUCGUUCUAUGUGGGCGAUGCGGCCGGAAGAGACAAGACCGACAAGAGACGAAAAGAUCAUGCAACGUCGGACAGGGAUCUUGCCGCAAAUAUCGGCAUUCAGUUUCACACACCAGAAGAAUUCUUCCUCGACGAGACCACCGAACCGUACGAGCACGUCUUUGACCCAACAAAGCACCUUGAGCUCGCAAAGCCUUCUUGUUCUGCUGUGAAUGACGCACAGGCAAGUUUGAUAUCAACGCCGUUCACGAAGAAUAGCCCCCAUGAACUGGUCAUUUUCUGUGGGUCACCAGGGGCUGGAAAAAGCACAUUCUAUUGGAACGUACUCCAACCACUCGGUUAUGAGAGAGUCAAUCAGGACAUCCUCAAGACUCGCGACAAAUGCAUCAAGAAAGCAAAGGAACUCUUGCAAGCAGGGCUAUCCGUGGCAGUUGAUAACACAAACGCAGACAUCGAAACCCGGGCGUACUGGGUAAAGGUAGCCCGUGAAUUUAAUGUCCCUAUCCGCUGUGUCCGCUUCACAGCCUCGACUCGCCUCGCAGAGCAUAACGAUGCUGUGAGGGCAAUGAAUCCAAAUACAAUGAACCCCGAAAAUCGCACUCAACUCCCUGGUAUCGCAUUUCGGUCCUUUGUGCAGAGGUUCCAGGAACCUAAGCUCGAGGAGGGCUUCGAGGAUAUCUAUAAGGUCGACUUUGAGUUCAAGGGAACCGAGGAACAGAAAAAGCUCUGGGCCAGGUACUGGGUGUCAAAAUUUUCGACGUGA